This is a messenger RNA of Zasmidium cellare ATCC 36951, 2079 nucleotides long. Its product is annotated as glycosyltransferase family 4 protein. The record is from RefSeq and is a predicted model, not a curated record. The transcript has a single exon. Gene Ontology annotation, molecular function: glycosyltransferase activity. Bases 1 to 2079 code for a protein of 692 amino acids. NCBI's taxonomy places the organism in Eukaryota, Fungi, Ascomycota, Dothideomycetes, Mycosphaerellales, Mycosphaerellaceae.
AUGGCGCCCCCAACCACCACGACGACGACAACAACACAACACUCCUUCCAAACCCUCGCCCCCACCCGCCACAUCUCGCGCAUGACCCGCCACAAACAAGAGCACAACCAACUCGGCAUCGCCCUCUCCGAACUCUUCCUCGGGAUCGCCAUCGAAGCGCAUUCCAGCAACAACACCCAACUCGACGUCGGCUUCGCCUGCCACGACGGAACGUACAAUAUCGAUUUCGCCGUGGAGACGCUCGAGGCCGUGCAGGAUGCCGAGUCGAUCGCGGAGCAUAUCAUCGCGUCGAUUAAGGAGUAUGAGGGGAGGAACAUGUACAAGUUCACGGGGGCCGGGUUGAGUCAGGAGGUCGUGGCGAGGAGUCCGCAGACCCCUGUGAGGUUGUGGUUGGAGCUGGAUAUCGUGCCUAUCGUGGUGAAGGCCGAAGAGGGGGGUUGUUUGGAGACGGCGAAGAAGAUGAAUGGUGUGUUGGCAGUGGAUGAGAUGGCGGAUUCGUUGGCGCGGAAGUGUUUGAUGUGGUUUGGUCCGAGUUAUCAGCCGCGUUUGAGUGUUGGGUUCAGUAACAAGGUGGAGGUGGAUUUGGGGGCGAGGGCGUGGUUGGCGAGUCUUGAGGAGUAUCAGAGGACGGUGAAUGAGGCGACGUGGAAUUCGGCCGUGAAGUAUGCGGGUUCGUUGAAGGAGGGGGGGACGAAGAUUGCGUUCUUCAGUGCGACGCCGCAGGGAGGUGGUGUUGCGUUGAUGAGGCAUGCUCUGAUUCGGUUUUUGAGGCUGUUGGGAGUGGACUGCACUUGGUGGGUGCUGAAGUCUAAGCCGGAGGUGUUCAGGAUCACCAAGACCAACCACAAUAUCUUGCAAGUUGUUGCAGCGCCGGAUGAGCGAUUGUCGGAUGAGCAGGCGGCCACGAUCAACGACUGGGUGCAGACCAACGCCGAGCGCUUCUGGACGAGAGACGGAGGUAUCUUGCAGCCUCGUUCAAAAGGUGGCGCGGACGUGAUCAUCGUGGACGAGCCGCAAAUGCCCAACAUCAUCGACAUCUCGAAGAAGCUUGACCCAGACAGGCCAGUCAUCUUCCGGUCGCACAUCCAGAUUCGUGCCGACCUGGCCAACACUGCUGGCACGCCAACUGCUGGAGUCUGGAAGUGGCUGUGGUCGAGUGCACAGCAAGCGGACCUCUUCAUCGCACACCCAGUCAGCGAUUUCGUGCCAAAGGAUGUCCCAAAGCAGAAGCUGGGAUACAUGCCAGCAACGACGGGCUGGAUAGACGGCUUGAACAAGGAGCUUCGCGACUUCGUCACCGAGUACUACCUGCAUCAGUUCAAUACGGAGUGUCUCCGUCAGCGGAUGGUCACUCUGCAAUACCCAAAGAGAGACUACAUCGUGCAAAUUGCUCGAUUCGACCCAUCGAAGGGCAUCCCGCAUGUGCUGGCAGGCUACGCUGAAUUCCGGCGCAAUUCUCGGUACUGCAAAGACAAGAACAAGGACGAGGCACCUCAGUUAGUCGUGGCUGGACACUACUCGGUCGACGAUCCUGAUGGCGUCCGUGUGUUGAACGAGACGCUGGAACAGCUGGACCACGAAUACAGCGACAUCAAGGAUAGCGUUGUGGUCAUGCGAUUGGGACCGACAGAUCAACUCCUCAACAUGCUCAUGUCCAACGCUCGCGUGGCACUCCAGCUGUCAACUCGCGAGGGCUUCGAAGUCAAGGUCUCAGAGGCACUGCACAAAGGUGUUCCGAUCAUCGCCAGUCUCGCGGGUGGGAUUCCUCUGCAAGUCAUGCACGACAAGUCCGGAUUCCUGGUCGAAGCAGACAAGUACCUCGACGUGGCGAAGUACAUGGACGUGCUAUUCAGCGACGAGGAGAAGUACAAGAGCAUGAGCGAGUAUGCAGCAUCGCACGUCAGUGACGAGGUGGGAACGGUAGGCAACGCGGUCAACUGGAUGUACCUCGCCGACCAACUUGCUCAAGGCAAGAAGCUUCAGCCAUCAGGAAAGUGGAUCUGGGACAUGGCCAGAGACCAGGUGGACGAGCAGAAGAUGAAGGGCGAGGUGCGACUGCCGCGGGACCGGACGACUUGA